Messenger RNA from Hordeum vulgare subsp. vulgare (domesticated barley), 1269 nucleotides. Its product is annotated as photosystem I chlorophyll a/b-binding protein 5, chloroplastic. The transcript is spliced from 6 exons. NCBI's taxonomy places the organism in Eukaryota, Viridiplantae, Streptophyta, Magnoliopsida, Poales, Poaceae. The coding region runs from base 169 to 942 and encodes 257 amino acids. The record is from RefSeq and is a predicted model, not a curated record. Gene Ontology annotation, biological process: response to light stimulus; photosynthesis, light harvesting in photosystem I. Gene Ontology annotation, cellular component: membrane.
UGGAGCUACGAAGUAGGAACGCCUCUUGUUCCAUAUCCACGGCUUUGAUCCGUCCGACACACCACCCACACGCCCCAGCGGAACAGCAGCAGCUAAGGAGCGAAGGACCCUCAUCGCCGGCAGCAGUCAGGCCAGCAAGGCAUCAGCCAGCCGAGUCCGGCGACGGCCAUGGCGUUAGCAGCUAACGCACAUGGAAGAGUCUGCACCCUCUCCUCCAGGCCGCCCGCGCCUUUCAGCAGCAGGAGCACGGUCGCUAUGCCUGGGCACCAUUCUGAGUCGCCGCGAGCCCGGUUUGCUGUCCGGGCCAUCGCGGAGCGCGCGACCUGGCUGCCGGGGCUGGACCCGCCGGCGUACCUCGACGGCACGCUGCCUGGUGACUACGGGUUCGACCCCCUGGGCCUCGGGGAGCAGCCUGAGGACUUGAAGUGGUACGUCCAGGCCGAGCUCGUGCACUGCCGGUUCGCCAUGGCAGGGGUCGCCGGCAUCCUCGGAACCGAUUUGAUCCGUGUGUCAGGAAUCGGCAACCUACCAGUGUGGUUUGAAGCAGGUGCCACGAAAUUUGACUUUGCCAACACCACAGCACUCUUCUUUGUCCAGCUUCUCUUGAUGGGAUUUGUCGAAACCAAGAGGUACAUGGACUUCGUUAGUCCAGGAUCACAAGCAAAGGAAGGGACAUUCCUUGGUAUAGAAGCUUCACUUGAAGGUUUACAGCCAGGGUACCCUGGGGGUCCACUAUUUAACCCAAUGGGGCUGGCCAAAGAUAUAGAGAAUGCGAAUGAAGUGAAGCUGAAAGAAAUCAAGAAUGGGAGGUUGGCGAUGGUUGCUAUGCUUGGCUUUAUUGUGCAAGCGUCCGUGACUCAUGCUGGGCCCAUCGAUAAUCUUUUGACCCAUCUUUCAGACCCGUUCAACAAAAAUAUCAUUCAUGCACUAACCUUGUCUUGAAAACUCUUUGUCUCGAAACUUCGUUUAUUUUCCCUUGUCCUCAUCUGAAGGUGUGGCACAACAGACCACUAUGGUUUCUUACAGGAAGCGCAUUUCUUCUCAGGUCCCUUCGUUUGCAAGGUUCUAUUAGUCACAAAACUGAAUGUGGAACUUACGUGGGAGGAACUAUAAAAAACUUACUACACAGUUGACAGUACAGGUGCGGUGACAAAUUGAUUUUCUUCAAAUGCAAAUAAGAUACAUUUGUAGUUUAUCGAAACAAUGGUGCUUCUUGUCCUUGCAAUUGAUCCUAAUAUGCAAUCUAUGCUUGCGCUUUUUCCGAUGAAA